GCUACAGAGGGUUUCAGAAAGUCGACAUAAACGUCACUCAGCUUUUUCUUUAGGCCUACAAUCUGAUUUGACAGCUGUUAAUGACCAUAUAUUGCCCGUGAAUCUCUUAGAUGAAGAUUGAUUAAUGAAAAACUACCAUUUUUAUUUUUCAACUAGACGCAAAGAUGAACAGUGUGUUGGAAGGCCCUCUGAGGUUUCACCAAAGGUUAAUGAACAGGAGGCUGCACCCAUAAAACCAGUGUGUGCCAGUUUAGCAGAUCCAGUGAAAAAACAGUCAGUGGACUGGAAACCAAAUGGAAAGACAGAAGUGCAUACUUCCAUAAACUCUGAGUCCGAGUCAACAAAUCCCACGCUCAAAGCUCAAAGUUCCAACAGGCAACAGAAAUUAAAACCCAGUGGAAUGACAGAAGUGCUGAAUCCUUCUAUUAAUCCAACACCCAAAGAACAAAAUGCAGAGAGCAGCAGAGGGUAUAGUGCCUCUCCAGCUCCGUCCUUCAAAAAUGUAACCACGCAUGGACAUAAACUACCUAAACAGUCUCCCCCUGUUAUGACAGAAAAACAAGCAACGUCUGAAGUCCAGUUAGGCAGUGAGCAGGAAUUACAGAUCCAGACCCCUCAAGCAGUCCUGUCUGAAAAUGACCGGGAUCCUCAUGAAGCACAAGGUGAAGAUGAAGAGAGUGAGGAAGCUGAAAAUGAAACAUCUGAAGGACACGUGCCGCUAGAAUUGUUUGCAGAGUUUCUACAGGCUGUGAUGACAAAGAAUUACAAACUUGCCAAGAAACUCUGUCAAAUGAUUCUUAUUUAUGAGCCCCAGAACUCAGAAGCCAAGAAGUUCCUGCCUCUUAUUGAAGAGAAGUUACUGAUAGAAGCAGAGGAAGAAUCAGACAAUGAUAAUGAUGAAUCUGAUGAAUUUGACACAUCUGAUGAUGAUGAUGAUGAUGAUGAUGAUGAAGAGGAUGAUGGCAGUGAUGAUGAUGAUGAUAAUAAUUCUUCAGAUAGCUGUGACACAGAUGAAGAAUCCACUGACAGCACAGACGAUACAUUAUCAUCUUCAUCAUAAACAAGCAAAACAAAUUUUUUAAAAGAUCUAGCAGAGUGCCUUUCCCAGAUUCUAAAGCACACAUGCUAUUGUUGUGGUAUUAUUUUCAUAUUAAAUAAUAAGGUCUUUUGCUCAUAUACAUAAUGUGACAUGUUGAGGACCUCAUA
Messenger RNA from Xyrauchen texanus (razorback sucker), 1206 nucleotides. It is a transcript of the gene erich2, whose product is annotated as glutamate-rich 2. The transcript is spliced from 11 exons. The record is from RefSeq and is a predicted model, not a curated record. NCBI's taxonomy places the organism in Eukaryota, Metazoa, Chordata, Actinopteri, Cypriniformes, Catostomidae. The coding region runs from base 125 to 1060 and encodes 311 amino acids.